UGUGUGCGCUGAAAUGUUGUGCUACAUCACUGCCUCACAUAUUGAUCCCACUGCUUCAGAUUACGAAUCACAUCAUCCAUUGCCACCACCGCAUCAAACGUCUGAAUCUUACUCAGAAAUCUCCAAGCCAGUUCCAGUGCAAGUUAUAGAAAAGAUACCACUUGCAAUACCACAUCCUGUACCCGUGCAAGUGCCUAAUGUUAUACGUAUACAAAUACCGGAGCCAUAUGCGGUACAUGUUCCUGUGCAACAGGAGAUACAGGUGCCAAGCUUUCGUGUAGUACCCGAAAUUACUGAGCGACGUAUACCUUACACCGUUGAGAAACCGUAUCCAGUUGAAGUUGAGCGGCCAUAUCCCGUUGAGGUGAUUAAAGAAAUAAAAAUUCCAGUUCCAAAACCUUAUCCGGUACCCGUUACAAUUUAUCGACAUGUUGUGCAGAAGGAUCAUGGCUGGGAUUAA
Messenger RNA from Teleopsis dalmanni, 460 nucleotides. RefSeq names its product tetra-peptide repeat homeobox protein 1-like. The transcript has a single exon. Lineage: Eukaryota; Metazoa; Arthropoda; Insecta; Diptera; Diopsidae. The record is from RefSeq and is a predicted model, not a curated record. Bases 14 to 460 code for a protein of 148 amino acids.